UAUUUAGUAAUGGCACUUCAAGAUCUGUAUAGAACACUCAACACGCCAUCACAGCUUCAUGGAUGGAAAGCAAGUGAGGGAGAUCCAUGUGGGGAAUCAUGGACUGGAGUUUCUUGCUCCGGGUCAUCAGUCAUCAUUCUAAAACUAAAUGGUCUACAGCUUACUGGAAACCUCGGGACUCAGCUCUCCAAUCUACACAACUUGAAAGAGCUGGAUAUAAGUGUUAAUAAUAUUCAGGCUGAGAUACCAUACAGCUUGCCUUUCAAUGCCACAAGAAUUAAUUUGUCGUGCAACAAACUCAAUGCAAACUUACCACACACACUUGCUUAUAUGGGAAAACUCCGGCAUUUGUGAGUUUUUUUCUUUCUUACUUUCAUCUUCUAAUGGUCUGUUUCUUGGUUUGAGAUAUGCUUCCAUUGCAGGAAUCUGAGUCACAAUUCUUUGCUUGGACCCAUAGGGGAUGUGUUCAACGGUUUACAAAAUCUAAGAGAAAUGGAUCUGUCUUACAAUAACUUCAGCCGGGACUUACCUAGAUCCGUUGGAUCUCUAACAAAUCUCAGAAAACUGUUCCUGCAACAUAAUACAUUCACAGGAUCAUUAAUCCUUUUGUCCAAUCUCCCACUUACUGACUUGAACAUUCAAGAAAAUCAUUUUAGUGGUGUUAUUCCCAAACAAUUCCAAAAUAUAAACAAUUUAUGGUUAGGAGGCAACAAUCUUAAGGCAGGAGAAAACGACCCUCCUUGGAAUUAUCCGUUAGACAUAGUGGAAGGGAAACAAAAUUUGAGUAGUCCACCAGCCACCAAUUCUAAUGCAAUUGAGAACUACCCAUCAAUAGAGUUCAUUGGACACAAGAAGAAAAAGCUAGGCUAUGGUGGCACGACUGUUUUGGUGGUUGGAACUUUACUGGCUAGCUUUUCGGCUUUUUUUGUUGGUUCUAAAAUCCACAGGUCACUAGUGAGAAAGCAUUCUACGAAAGUUGACUUAGAAGAUGGCACAAAUCACUCUCUUCCAGUCAGCACAAUGCCAUCAGGAGAUCAUUCCUCUGCACAUGAAGUAAGUCCACGAGUCUCCAGUAUAAGCUCUUCUCCUCCUUCACCACCACCACCACCUUUACAUAACAGAGCUAAUGCUAUCUCUACAAGAAGAAGUUACUCAAAAAAAUGCAAGAUCCCAAUUGGUGCAAAGGUGUACACACUUUCAGAGCUACAAUCUGCAACGAAUAGUUUCAGUGAAAGCAAUCUUCUUGGAGAGGGAUCACUCGGGUCAGUUUACAAGGCAGAAUUCCCGAAUGGACAGGUAUUGGCUGUGAAGAACAUUGUCACUGUAGCGUUGUCACUCCAUGAAGAAGAACAAUUCUUGAGUGUUGUUCGAAAUGUAGCCCUGCUGAGGCACCCCAAUAUUGUGACACUUGUUGGAUAUUAUGUAAACCGUGGACAGCAUGCUCUGUUAUACGAGUUUGUAGGUAAUUUGACCCUCUACGAUGCUCUCCAUUGUAAAGCAUGUAAAAAGCCACUCUCUUGGAACAUUCGUCUCAAAAUUGCAAUCGGCAUAGCAAGGGCCUUGAAAUAUUUGCAUUCAACUUGCUUGCCUCCAAUGACGCAUAGCAACUUAAAGUCGGCGAAUGUUUUACUUGACGAGGAGCUCAUGCCCCGGUUAUCAGACAGUGGGCUGGCUAUUCUGAGGCCCCUUACUAGUAACAGUGUAAAAGUGAAGGCUUCGGAGAAUGCUAUUGGUGAUAGAGGGUACAUAUCGCCUGAAGAGAAGGGAGUAAAUGGUGUUGGGGCGAAAGGAGAUGUGUAUGCAUUUGGUGUGCUUCUUUUGGAAUUGUUAACAGGAAGGAAGGCUUUUGAUAGUUCACUGGAGAUGGAAGAACAAUCAUUAGCGAAAUGGGCAUCAUUGAGAUUACACGACAGUGAUGCUCUGGGAAAAAUGGUUGAUUUGUAUAUGAGAAGAAUGAUAUCUUCGAGGGCUUUAUCACAGUUUGCAGACAUAGUAUCCCUUUGUAUUCAGUCGGAGGGGAAAUUCAGACCGGUGAUGUCGGAUGUGGUAGAAUCAUUGACAAAGUUGAUGGUGAUAAACAAUAACUCAUGUGGGAAUGCUUUUCAAUUGGAUGGAUUUGAGAGGUCUUUUCGUUCAUCACAUACACGAUUCAAAGGAGGAGUAUCACCCACUAUGAGUGUCUCCUCUAUUUGAUUUUAUAGGUUUUUUCAUUACUAUAUCAUCAUUGUAACAACAAACAAUAAAGAUGUUGAUAU
Messenger RNA from Impatiens glandulifera, 2255 nucleotides. Its product is annotated as protein STRUBBELIG-RECEPTOR FAMILY 2. NCBI's taxonomy places the organism in Eukaryota, Viridiplantae, Streptophyta, Magnoliopsida, Ericales, Balsaminaceae. The record is from RefSeq and is a predicted model, not a curated record. Gene Ontology annotation, biological process: protein phosphorylation. Bases 493 to 2193 code for a protein of 566 amino acids. The transcript has 13 exons. Gene Ontology annotation, molecular function: protein kinase activity; ATP binding.